AUGAUUAUCCUGAAGGCCUGUUGGAGAAACCACGAAGUCGCAGAUAUGCAGUGCACCCGUAUAACAAUGAACGUUCAAGGAAGUGCCCCAAAUUUUUGGAAGACAUCAGAAAGCAUCCCGAUAAAUUUUUUGAGUACUAUCGCAUGUCAAUUGCGCCAUUCGAUGAACUACUUGGAGCUCUACAUACUUGGCCACGGGAAAUACCUUCACAGCUCUACAAUAUGAAUUCCACAUUGGAAGAAAUAUGAUUGCCGAUAUAGUGUCUGAAACUUGCCGGAACAGAUUCCACUCCUCAGCCUUUUGUAUUUCUUGGAGACGAAGCGUUUAAAAUACAUACAAAUCUCAUGAGACCCUUUCCUGCACGUGACAUUGAUGGUCGUCGAAGAAUUUUCAAUUACCGACUUUCUAGAGCCAGACGUUCAGUCGAGUGUGCAUUUGGUUUAUUAGCCAAUAAAUGGCGAAUUUUUCACACACCAAUUUUGGUAUGACCAGAGCUCAUUGAUGAUAUCGUAAAAGCCUGUUGCAUCCUACAUAAUUUCGUUCGGCAAAGAGAUGGUGCCAAUUAUGAAGAAGGUGAAAUCUCUCCAUUUCCUGACGUAAUAAAUACUGGUGCAGCGCCCCGCGACCAAGGAACACAAGUUCUCGAUUUUUUCGCAGAUUAUUUUGUUGGGAUUGGUGCCGUCCCGUUUUAAGAGGAGUAUAAUUAUUGAAUUGCAAGGAUGUUCACGUAGUUGUGAAUAAAUGUAUUAAAGUAUUACAAUGUACUUAAUUCUAAAAAAAUACCUAUUAUCUGAGAAACUCGGCAUUGCCCGGAAAAAAAUUACGUAUAAAAAACGAUGAAUGAUAAGAAUAAAAUUUUAGGUAAAUACCAUGUCCCAUGUCCAUGUAAAAACCGUAUUCCAAGGCGUUAUUUUUUCGUUUUAUUUAUUUUUAUUAAAUUUUGAUUGCCAAAUCUUUUUUUUAAGUGAAAACAUCACUUAUGCACAUCAAUAGUAAUUUUAAAAUUAUGCCAAAAAGAAUUGAAAGAUUUGUUUCUAAAUUUAACCGUAAUUUUCAUGUGGUGAAAAUAAAUGCUAGUCAGUCAAUAUAUGAUCAAACAAUCGACUUUUUUUAUAUUAAAUUCGGUUUUAAACUUUUUAACUUUCAAUUAUUAACCUUUAUAAUUAUUUGGUACCUUCAACUUACAUUUUUUAUUCCUCUCUUUCUUCCCAAGUGUAUCCCAAUCUUGGAAGAUCCUUCGGACGAUCUCGAUCCAAGCCUUUUCUUUUUCGUAUCUGUCUUUGUACUGCUCACAACUUUUGUUCCAAAUGGAAGGAUGCAUCUCAACGAGCUCAAUGAGGUUUUCUGUGGACAUGAUUCUGCAGACUCCUCGACGAAAUCACGAAACACACUACAAAUCGCAACCCGCAGCGGUUCAGUAGACAACUAUUUGUCACCAGGCGUUAGUUUGUGUAUGUUUCCCCCACUCAAACUGCAAAACGCAAACCGCUUUCCCGCCGACAAGACGCGGGCUGAAUUUUGCCGCCGAUCGCAGCGGCCGGCGGGAACGAAAUAUGUCAUUGAGCAUUGACAUUGCAUUGCAGGCGGUUGUCGAACGGGCCGCUAAUUUUAGCGUUUUUGCGGUUUUCCGGUUAACAUGUCAUUACACUAAAACCCCCACUUCUAUUGCUUCGUUCCUUAUGGGAUUUUCAAUGUUGCAUUUUUUAUUGGCGACUGACGCAGUUUCCCGAAAUUUAGCUACAAGUUCUAGAACAUAUUUUCGAUUCACG
Acanthoscelides obtectus is the source of this 1769-nucleotide messenger RNA. Lineage: Eukaryota; Metazoa; Arthropoda; Insecta; Coleoptera; Chrysomelidae. The record is from the annotation of a GenBank genome assembly.